GCCAUUUUCAUGUUCAGAAUGUGGGAAAUGUUUUAUUUAUAAAUCAACUCUUGUUAUGCAUCAGAGAAUUCACACAGGGAAGAAGCCAUUUUCAUGUUCAGAAUGUGGGAAAUGUUGUAAAUCUAAAUCAGUUCUUACUAAACAUGAGCGAACUCACAAAGGGGAGAAGCCAUUUUCAUGUUCAGAAUGUGGGAGAUGUUUUCAGCAUAUAUCACUUCUUCUUAACCAUCAGAGAAUUCACACAGGGGUGAAGCCAUUUCCAUGUUCAGAAUGUGGGAAAUGUUUUGCUUAUAAAUCAUCUCUUGUUAGCCAUCAAAGAAUUCACACAGGGGAGAAGCCAUUUUCUUGUUUAGAAUGUGGGAAAUGUUUUACUGAUAAAUCAGCUCUUGUAAAGCAUCAGAGAAGGCACACAGGGGAGAAGCCAUUUUCAUGUUCAGAAUGUGGGAAAUGUUUUGUAGAUAAAUCAAUUCUUAUUAACCAUCAGUUAAUUCACACAGGGGAGAAGCCAUUUUCAUGUUCAGAAUGUGAAAAAUAUUUUAACCGUAAAUCACAUCUUGUUAGACAUCAGAGAAUUCACACACGGGAGAAGCCAUUUUCAUGUUCAGAAUGUGGGAAAUGUUUUCAGCAGAAAUCGGCUCUUGUUAACCAUCAAAGAGUUCACACAGGGGAAAAGCUAUUUUCAUGUUCAGAAUGUGAUAAAUGUUUUCAGCAUAAAUCAUUUCUUCUUUGCCAUCAGAGAAUUCACACAGGGGAGAAGCCAUUUUCAUGUUCAGAAUGUGGGAAAUGUUUUCAGCAGAAAUCGGUUCUUGUUAACCAUCAAAGAGUUCACACAGGGGAGAAGCCAUUUUCUUGUUUAGAAUGUGGGAAAUGUUUUACCGAUAAAUCGGCUCUUGCAAAACAUCAGAGAAGGCACACAGGGGAGAAGCCAUUUUCAUGUUCAGAAUGUGGGAAAUGUUUUGUAGAUAAAUCAAUUCUUCUUAACCAUCAGUUAAUUCACACAGGGGAGAAGCCAUUUUCAUGUUCAGAAUGUGAAAAAUAUUUUAACCGUAAAUCACAUCUUGUUAGACAUCAGAGAAUUCACACACGGGAGAAGCCAUUUUCAUGUUCAGAAUGUGGCAAAUGUUUUCAGCAUAAAUCGCUUCUUCUUUCCCAUCAGAGAAUUCACACAGGAGAGAUGCCAUUUUCAUGUUGAGAAUGUGGCAAAUGUUUUCAGCAUAAAUCACUUAUUUUUUCCCAUCAGAGAACUCACACAGGGGAAAAGCCAUUUACUUGUUUAGAAUGUGGGAAAUCUUUCAUAACUAAAUCAAAUCUUGUUAAACAUCAGAGAAUUCACACUGGAAAGAAGCAAUUUUAA
Bufo bufo (common toad) is the source of this 1354-nucleotide messenger RNA. Its product is annotated as oocyte zinc finger protein XlCOF7.1-like. NCBI's taxonomy places the organism in Eukaryota, Metazoa, Chordata, Amphibia, Anura, Bufonidae. Gene Ontology annotation, molecular function: DNA-binding transcription factor activity, RNA polymerase II-specific; RNA polymerase II transcription regulatory region sequence-specific DNA binding. Gene Ontology annotation, biological process: regulation of transcription by RNA polymerase II. Gene Ontology annotation, cellular component: nucleus. The record is from RefSeq and is a predicted model, not a curated record. The transcript has a single exon.